Molecule: messenger RNA, 5465 nt
Organism: Dipodomys spectabilis (banner-tailed kangaroo rat)
Lineage: Eukaryota; Metazoa; Chordata; Mammalia; Rodentia; Heteromyidae
Product: zinc finger protein 26-like
Exons: 13
Coding region: 422-3346 (974 amino acids)
Biological process (GO): regulation of transcription by RNA polymerase II
Cellular component (GO): nucleus
Molecular function (GO): RNA polymerase II transcription regulatory region sequence-specific DNA binding; DNA-binding transcription factor activity, RNA polymerase II-specific
Source: RefSeq, a predicted model, not a curated record
GCGCGGCCGAGUUCCUUCUUUUUCUCCCCCCCCUCCGGGGUAAGGGAAGGUUUGGCUGGAACGACUUUGACAAAGAACUUCUGCCGCAAGAGUGGGGCUCUGACGACCCUCCACAGACCCCGCGAUCCUGGCGCCUGUCAGUUACCUUCAGUCCCCGCCGGCCCCUUGGAUGCAGCGUGACUCUACCACGAAAGGGACAUAGUUCCUCUUCUUUGGGCUGCCAUAGGGACACUGUUCUUACCACACACAGUCUUUGGAGCCAACAUCCUCACCAUACCCAUCUUCCUCCAGGACCACAGGAAUCCUAACUAGUCCUGCUUUAAAAGGAAGGGGUAUUGUAACUAUCCACUUAGACCUGUGACGUGUCUUUGGAACCACAGAGGAGUGCGGUCAUGCAUGUUUCCCUAUAAGACUUAACAAGAUGGAUGAUGCCAGUUCCUCCCAUGAAGCUCUACUUCCUGGGAACCCAAUCUGUAGUCAAGAAGAAGAGACAGAGGCUAACAGCACAGUGGCAGACUGCUCACAAAAUCAGGGUUCUGUGAACUUUGUGGAUGUGGCUGUGAACAUCACCCAGGAGGAUACAGUUCAGCGUAACUUCUGCAGUCAUGUGAUGGCAAGGAAGCCCCGGAACCUGGCCGCAGUAGGGUGCCAGAAGCUCAACAAGCCCAGAGCUUUGUCCUUGAAGGGAGAGAAGUCAGUGGUGCAGAGCGGAGCUCCCCAGGAGUUGGAAAUGCAACUACAAACCAAAGAUUUAGUGCUUCAGCCAGACUUUUUUACCGGCCAUACCUGUAGAGGUACACAAAGGGGCUCAGUGACCUUUGAGGAUGUGGCUGUGGACUUCACCCCGGAGGAGUGGAUGUCCUUGGACCCGACGCAGAGAAGCCUGUACAGAGAUGUGAUGCUGGAGAAUUACCGGAACCUGGCCACAGUGGGAGGUCAGCUGUUCAAACCCAGCCUGAUCUCUUGGUUGGAGGAAAAAGUGGAGUUGACCGUAGUGGAGCAAGGCAUUCUCCAAGAAUGGGAAAUGCAUCUUAAAACCAAAGGUACAGCAGUUGAACGAGAUAUCGUUUGGUCCGAUGCAUCAAAUAGGAAACUACUGGCAGGAAGCCACAGUGGAGGGGAGCUCUGUGACUCUAAGCAAGCUGGAAAAGUCUUUGGUGAACACUCAGAUCUUCAGACACACACGAGUAGUGCAAAUACAGAGCACACUUCAGAGUGUGGUCGGUGUGGGAAAGCCUUCUUGCCGCUCAAGGAGAGGUCUGCUGAAGAGAAACUUUCUCUGGGGUCCCAGAGUGUAAACGGGGCCGUGCUCCCUCUGGAUAAAUUCUUUGAGUGCAGCGAUUGUGGGGAGGCCUUUGGUGAUGAGUCACACCUCGAGGCCCAUAGGAAAAUGCACGAUGGAGAAAAUGUCUGCAAAUCCGAGGAAUGUGGGCAAGCUUUAACUCGCCGCACAAGCCACGAUGGAUGUGGUCAGCCGCCCACUGGAAAGAAAUACUAUGAAUGUAAGAAAUGCGACAAGUUCUUCACACAUCCCAUCUACCUGAAUAUCCAUAUGCAAAGCCACCCCGUGGAGAAGCCCUAUGAUUGUAAGGAGUGUGGAAAAGCCUUCCCUGAGCGCUCGGGCCUCAUUGUCCACCUACGGCAACACACGCGCGAGAAGUCGUACGAGUGCAAGGAGUGUGGCAAAGCGUUUAUCCAGCCCUCGCGCCUCACCGAGCACAUGAGAAGCCACACGGGGGAGAAGCCCUUUCAGUGCGAGCAGUGUGGGAAUGCCUUUGCGUCCUCCUCGUACCUCACUACCCACUUGCGCACGCACACGGGAGAGAAGCCCUUCGAGUGUCAUGUGUGCGGGAAGGCCUUCACGCGCUCCUCCUACCUGCUGGGGCACAUUCGAACUCACACCGGAGAGAAGCCGUAUGAGUGUAAAGUGUGCGGGAAGGCGUUCAGCGGGCGCUCGUGGCUCACCAUCCACUUGCGCAAGCACACGGGAGAGAGGCCCUACCCCUGCCCUGAGUGUGAUAAGGCCUUCACCAGCUUCGCCCAGCUCACGGAGCACAUCAAGACUCACACGGGUGAGAAGCCCUUCCGCUGUAAGGUGUGUGCGAGGACCUUCCGCAAUUCCUCCUGCCUUAAGACCCACUUUCGGAUCCACACCGGGAUAAAACCGUACAAGUGCACUUACUGUGGGAAGGACUUCACGGCGCGCUCGGGCCUCACCAAGCACGUCCUCAUCCACAAUGGCGAGAAGCCCUACGAGUGCAAGGAGUGCGGCAAGGCCUUUGGCACGUCCUCGGGCCUCGUGGAGCACAUCCGGAUCCACACAGGCGAAAAGCCCUUCGAGUGUUACCAGUGUGGGAAGGCCUUGGCCCACUCGUCGUCUCUGGUAGCCCACUUGCGGACCCACACCGGGGAGAAGCCCUUCGAGUGCACCCUGUGCGAGAAAACGUUCACGCGCUCGUCCUACCUGCGCAUCCACAUGCGCACGCACACAGGCGAGAAGCCCUACGAGUGCAAGGAGUGCGGGAAAACCUUCCCCGAGCGCUCGUGCCUUACCAAGCACAUCAGGACACACACUGGCGAGAGGCCCUAUGAAUGUAAGGAGUGUGGGAAGGGUUUCACCAGCUUUGCCCAGCUCACUGUGCACAUCAAAACCCACAGCAACGAGAGGCCCUUUCAGUGUAAGGUGUGCACCAAGUCCUUCCGUAACUCCUCAUCCCUGGAGACCCACUUUAGAAUUCACACUGGAGUCAAACCCUACAAAUGCAGUUACUGUGGGAAAGCCUUCACGGCUCGCUCUGGCCUUACGAUCCACUUACGGAAUCACACGGGGGAGAAGUCCUACGCGUGCCAGGAGUGUGGCAAAGCCUUUACCACGUCCUCAGGCCUCAUCGCACACAUCCGAAGUCACAAGGGAGAGAAGCCCUUCGAGUGUGACCACUGCGGGAAGGCCUUUGCCUCCUCCUCCUAUCUCAAUGUGCAUUUGAAAAUCCACACGGGGGAGAAGCCCUUCCAGUGCACUGUGUGUGGGAAGACGUUUACGUGCUCCUCGUACCUGCCCGUCCACAUGCGCACGCACACUGGCGAGAAGCCCUUCCAGUGCAUGAUAUGUGGCAAGUCGUUCCUGUGGUCCUCCUACCUGCGUGUGCACAUGCGCAUCCACACCGGAGAGAAGCCCUAUGUGUGUCAGUACUGUGGAAAAGCCUUUACCGAGCACUCAGGCCUUAAUAAGCAUGUGCGAAAACAUACUGGAGAGAAACCCUAUGACUACAAGGACUGUGAGCCAGCCUUCGCUGAUCCUGCUGCAAAUGAACAGGAGAAUCCUUCCUGGAGAGAAGAAGCCCUUUGAAUGGAAGGCCGUCAGAAACCAUCCUCCCUUUUCUUUGUAAUUGAGAUUGAACUGACAGUCUUAAGGACUCUUAGGUCUAUUAGCAAUAUAUAUAAAAGCAAUCAGUUGUUGCUUUUUGCUUCUAAGACAUGAAAACUGUCAGUACUCCAUGAAUCUAGGGAUUGUGCUUGAGUCAUCCUGCUCUCACUGGAAACAGGUGAAGUGUUAGUCCUCAUGCAAGUCUUUACUAGAUCCGGGAGGUAGUGCAAAGAGAACUUACUGAUGCAGGCAUAGAAAACGCCAUUCUCACCCAGUGUCUCACAGUGGACAGAAGCUUGAUGGGAUUUGAGACUUCACUUGUCCCUUUGACUGAGUGGUGCUUCACACUGAACAGAAAGUACCCGUUCAUAAUAUGGGCUUGGCGUCACUGUGUCUUGAAAUCUGGUAUGACAGAGGACAUGGCCUUCUAGGUGGUUCUACAGAUAAAUUUUUAAAUAUUUCAAGUAUUUCUAGAUUUGUGUAUUUUUAUGACCUCCUUCUACAUUUCUAGUUUUCACUGGAGCUUUCCUUUUUAAAAUUUCCCUAUUUGAGAGGAUUGGAAACUUGUUUUUAUCUAGGACCACCCCCCCCCCGUGGUAGCAGGUCCUUAGACAUUGUGAAGCGAUGACAUAGGAUCUCCGGGUGUCUGUGCCCCACAUUGUCUGUUUCUUUGUGGUCUCAUGGAGCACUUUGUGCUGCCCUGGCAUUAACUCAGCUCCCCAUGUUGUAAUUGACACCUUAAUAUUUCACAGCUAUCUUUGACCAGUGUCAUUCGUACCCUUUCUCCCAUCACGCCCGUCCCUCCCAAGACCCUGGAAGACUUUGUUUAGUCUCUGUUGUAAAUCCCACCAGGUUCUCAGAGAUCUAUGUCUUAUUGUAUCUAGCUUAUUUGAAUUAAUAUAAUGUCUUUGAGCUUGAACUGUGUUAUGGCAAAUGACAGGCUUUCUUCUUCUCUGGCUAUUUUGUUGAAGACCACGUAUUAUUAUUAUUAUUAUUCAUUGUUCUGUCAAGGAGUACUUAGGUGGUUUUCAUACUGCUGCUAUGGGUGUAGCAGUAUGAACAGUGGUUUUAUGUCUUCAGUUCGAAACUCAGAAAGGGGUUUCUUUCUGUAGGGUAGUUGUCAUUUUUCUUUAGAGAUACUAGGGUUUGAAAUCAGGUCUCCACACUUGAUAGUAGGCCCAGCAUGGGAUUUCAAUUUAUUCAGUCUUUAGAUUUUUUUUCCCAAGAACAACCUGAAAAUGGAGGGAAAGAUGAAAGGUGACACAGUGGUCAUGUCAACAAAAUGUAACAGUUAUAAAUGUGUAUGGAUUCAGCUGGAUAUGGUAGCUCAUGCUUGUAGUUCCAGGUACUUGGCAGGCAGAGAUGGGAGGACUGGAGUUCAGGCCAGCACAAUCCCCAAGUUAGCAAGAACCCAUCUCAACCAAUAAGCCAGGGAUUGUGGCUCAUGCCUUUAAUUCCAGUUACGUAGAAGAAUAGGAGGAUUGCAUGGUCAGAAAAAUGUGAGACCCUCUCUGAAAAAUAACAAAAGUGAAAAAGGGCCAGGGGUCUGGCUCAAGUGGUAAAACAGUUGUCUAGCAAACAUAAGGCCCUGAAUUCAAAUUCAGUACCUCUCUCCCACCCCCAAAGAAAUCUAUUUGUAUAUAUAUAUGAACCAAAAUAUAGAAUACUCAAGUGUAGAAAGCAGAUAUUAACAUAUCUGUAAGGUGAAGUAACAAGUAUAGAAGAACAAGAGUAGGAGACACUUUAGCAAGACCAAGUAAAAAAUGGACUUGAACUAGACUUUAGGCCGAACAGACCUUGUAGACUUGUACUACAGAAUAACUCAUCCACAAGCACGGGGACAUCACGAGGUUUGUCUUUAUAGAAGACAUGAUGAAAGGUUGUUAGACCCUAGCAUUUUCUCAUCCUGGCCGAGGCCAGGAUCAGAUAUAUUAUGUCUUUUAGACAGGGUUUUACUGGGUAGCUUAAGGUGGCCUGCCUCAAUGAUUUCGAAGUUAUAAUCCCAUAUUGCAUUAACACAAUAAUGUCAAAAUACACACUAAGCUUAACACACUUGAUGGAAUUUGUAGUUCCUAAUUAAAAUGUGAUGAAUUUGAAUGGA